Messenger RNA from Spodoptera exigua (beet armyworm), 746 nucleotides. Lineage: Eukaryota; Metazoa; Arthropoda; Insecta; Lepidoptera; Noctuidae. The record is from the annotation of a GenBank genome assembly.
CGACAGCCGCAGAGGAACUAUACGCUAAAAUAAGUACUAAGAAGUUGGAAACAUCCAAUGAAAGACUCGAAGCUCAUAUAAAAGAAUAUUCAAAUACUCUUAAAGAAGAGACGGAGCGUUUUGAACAAAUGAUGGCAAUGAAGGAGGAGCUGAUAAAUAAGCUAGAACAUGAACUAGUCAUACUCAACCAAGAAGCGUCAGUUAAGCUUAAGAAGAAAAUAUUGGAUUCAGAGCGUCAAAUGGUGCUGGCUACUAGAAGUCAUACAGUUAAGAACGAGUUAUUGAAAGAAGAAGAGGUGGAAAGCCGAGAAGCUUAUGAGCAGUUGUUGAGGCAGCAUCUAAUUGACGAGAAAAAUCAAAGGGCUCGACGGUUCAAAGUGGAGACGCAAUUAUUAUCAUGGCUACAGAAAUAUGACCUUGAGAUGAGUGAUAAGCAAGUGGAACUAGAUGAGUUUACGCAGAAACAUGAAGAGGAAGUUGAGAAAUGUCAGGAGUUAGAGAAACAAUUGGCGGAGCAAGACAUUGAGUACAUCCCGCUGAUGGCAGAAAGAGAGGCAGAAUACAACCAGGAGAUGACGGAGAAGAUGAACAAGUUCCUUCUGGACCAUGCUGCGAGGGUUAUUCAGCAUGCUUGGAGAGAAGUGCUGGUCAACAGAGCAGAGAAGAAGAAGCUAAGGAAGAUAAUAAAGAGAAUACAGGCCGCUCAAGUUCCAACGGAAUUAAUCAAGGGAAAAGGAAAGAAGUAA